This is a messenger RNA of Anoplopoma fimbria (sablefish), 2519 nucleotides long. Its product is annotated as cullin-5-like. Gene Ontology annotation, biological process: SCF-dependent proteasomal ubiquitin-dependent protein catabolic process; protein ubiquitination. Gene Ontology annotation, molecular function: ubiquitin protein ligase binding. The transcript is spliced from 19 exons. Gene Ontology annotation, cellular component: Cul5-RING ubiquitin ligase complex; SCF ubiquitin ligase complex. NCBI's taxonomy places the organism in Eukaryota, Metazoa, Chordata, Actinopteri, Perciformes, Anoplopomatidae. The coding region runs from base 46 to 2388 and encodes 780 amino acids. The record is from RefSeq and is a predicted model, not a curated record.
AGUACCUGUCUCGCGAGAUUCCGCGAGGUGAUAAGUUGAAGAAACAUGGCGUCGUCGCAUUUGUUAAAGAACAAGGGGUCCCUGCAGUUUGAGGACAAGUGGGAUUCAAUGCGGCCAAUCGUCCUCAAGCUGCUCAGACAGGAAGCGGUCACCAAGCAACAGUGGUUCGACUUGUUCUCAGAUGUCCAUGCUGUGUGUCUAUGGGAUGACAAAGGGCCAGCCAAAAUCCACCAAGCUCUCAAAGAGGACAUCCUAGACUUCAUUAAACAAGCACAGGCUCGGGUGCUGAGUCACCAGGAUGACACAGCGCUGCUGAAGACCUACAUUGUAGAGUGGAGGAAGUUCUUCACCCAGUGCGACAUCCUGCCCAAACCCUUCUGCCAGUUGGAGAUCACGCUCAUGGGCAAACAAGGCAGCAACAAGAAAACAAACAUGGAGGACAGCAUCGUACGCAAGCUGAUGUUGGACACGUGGAAUGAGUCAAUCUUCUCCAACAUUAAGAGUCGGCUGCAGGACAGCGCCAUGAAGCUAGUGCACGCCGAGAGGCAGGGGGAGGCCUUCGACUCCCAGCUUGUUAUAGGAGUACGAGAGUCGUAUGUCAACCUGUGCUCUAACCCAGAAGACAAGCUGCAGAUCUACAGGGAUAACUUUGAGAAAGCCUACCUGGACUCAACAGAGAGGUUUUACAGAACACAGGCACCGUCCUAUCUGCAACAGAACGGAGUCCAGAACUACAUGAAAUACGCAGACGCAAAGCUGAGAGAAGAGGAGAAGAGAGCGCUUAGAUAUCUAGAGACACGUCGUGAAUGUAACUCUGUUCAAGCACUUAUGGAGUGUUGCGUUAAUGCUCUGGUAACCUCGUUCAAAGAGACCAUCCUCGCCGAAUGUCCGGGGAUGAUCAAACGAAAUGAGACGGACAAGCUGCAAUUGAUGUUUUCACUGAUGGACAAGGUUCCCAGCGGGAUCGAGCCCAUGCUGAAAGACCUGGAGGAACAUAUUCUCCAUGCUGGACUAGCAGACAUGGUGGCUGCUGCCGAGACUAUCACAUCUGACUCUGAGAAGUACGUGGAGCAGUUGCUGACCUUGUUUAACCGCUUCAGUAAGCUGGUAAAGGAAGCCUUCCAGGAUGACCCUCGCUUCCUCACAGCCAGAGAUAAGGCUUACAAGGCCGUUGUCAAUGACGCGACAAUCUUCAAACUGGAGCUGCCUUUGAAACAGAAAGGUGUGGGCAUGAAGACUCAGCCGGAGUCAAAGUGUCCUGAGCUGCUGGCAAACUACUGUGACAUGCUGCUUAGGAAAACUGCUCUGAGCAAGAAACUCACCUCGGAGGAAAUCGAGCUCAAGCUCAAAGAAGUGCUCUUGGUGUUGAAGUACGUUCAGAAUAAAGACGUGUUCAUGCGUUACCACAAAGCUCACCUGACCAGGCGCCUGAUUCUGGACAUUUCAGCCGACAGCGAGAUUGAAGAGAACAUGGUGGAGUGGCUGAGAGAAGUAGGGAUGCCUGCGGAUUAUGUGAACAAGCUGGCCAGGAUGUUUCAGGACAUCAAGGUCUCAGAGGACCUCAAUCAGGUCUUCAAAGAGAUGCACAAACACAACAGGCUGGCACUGCCAGCGGACAGUGUGAACAUUAAGAUCCUGAACGCCGGAGCAUGGUCGCGGAGCAGCGAGAAAGUUUUCGUCUCGCUGCCCACGGAGCUGGAGGACCUGAUCCCAGAGGUGGAAGACUUCUACAAGAGGAAUCACAGCGGACGCAAACUCCACUGGCACCACCUCAUGUCCAAUGGCAUCAUCACCUUUAAAAACGAGGUGGGGCAGUACGACCUGGAGGUCACGACGUUCCAGCUGGCGGUGCUGUUCGCCUGGAACCAGAGACCCAGAGAGAGAAUCAGCUUUGAGAACCUCAAACUGGCCACGGAGCUGCCCGACGCAGAGCUACGCCGCACACUCUGGUCUCUAGUGGCCUUCCCCAAGCUGAAGAGACAGGUGUUGUCUUAUGACCCUCCAGUCAGCUCGCCCAAAGACUUCACAGACAGCACGCUCUUCUACGUCAACCAGGACUUCUCACUCAUUAAAAACUCCAAAGUCCAGAAGCGGGGAAAGAUCAAUCUGAUAGGUCGGCUGCAGCUGACCACAGAGCGGAUGAGGGAAGAGGAGAAUGAAGGAAUUGUUCAGCUCAGAAUACUCAGAACUCAGGAGGCCAUCAUCCAAAUCAUGAAGAUGAGGAAGAGGAUCAGCAAUGCUCAGCUGCAGACGGAGCUGGUGGAGAUCCUGAAGAACAUGUUCCUGCCUCAAAAGAAGAUGAUCAAGGAGCAGAUUGAGUGGCUCAUCGAACACAAGUACAUAAAGAGGGAAGAGGCGGACAUCAACACCUUUGUCUACAUGGCCUAGACGGCGAGGGAGGGAGGGAGAAGAGCGCUUCCUCGCUCUGCUGUUUUACUCCUGGACUGGCGACCGGCGCUUUAAAACCCUGCGAGAGGAGAAGGAACAAAAGGAUGUGUGGGGGAGGGAUGAGAAGUAGU